This is a messenger RNA of Phascolarctos cinereus (koala), 3784 nucleotides long. It is a transcript of the gene C7, whose product is annotated as complement C7. The record is from RefSeq and is a predicted model, not a curated record. Lineage: Eukaryota; Metazoa; Chordata; Mammalia; Diprotodontia; Phascolarctidae. Gene Ontology annotation, biological process: complement activation. Gene Ontology annotation, cellular component: membrane attack complex. Gene Ontology annotation, molecular function: protein binding.
CUUGUUUAAAGGAUAAGAUGUAUCUGGCUUCAAGACAUGGGAUCAGUGCAAGGGCAGAUUGUUUGUGUCUCUGAAGAAUCCAGAUAGGUUAAGAGUUAAAGUCCUCAGGAUCAUUCACUUUAUAUGUGAGUGAGUGCUAAGUAAAACAACAGCCAGGCAGAGACAGUGAAGGAGGCAGACUGACUGACUCUUCCCAGCUCUUGAAUAGCCCCAAUUUGACUCUCCCAGGAGGUAAAUUUCAUCCCUUCUCUGCAGAAACUGUGAAUUUUUUUUCCAAACAUGAAGGUGUUAAUGUUCAUUUUAGUGGUGUUGAUGGAAAAUUUUCAAGUUUUUUCCAGUCCUUUCCAAGUGGUUAAUUGCCUUUGGCAUCCCUAUGGUUCCUGGUCAGAAUGUGAUGGCUGCACAAAGACUCAGAUUCGAAGGCGGCACAUAGCAGUUUAUGGGCAAUAUGGUGGCCAGCCGUGUGUUGGGGCUACUUUUGAAACACAAGCGUGUGUGCCUACAAGGGGGUGCCCAGCAGAAGAUGGCUGUGGAGAGCUUUUCAGGUGUUCCUCAGGUCAGUGUCUUAGCAAAUCAUUGGUUUGUAAUAGAGAUCGAGAUUGUGAAGAUGGCAGCGAUGAAGAUCGAUGUGAGCUCCCUGAAGGCAAACCUUUGUGUGAUGUUGAUAGACCUCCUCCUCACAUAGAAUAUACUGGAGCAGGGUUUAAUGUGCUAACUGACCAGAUUAAGGACACAGUUAUCAACACAAAAAGUUUUGGUGGUCAGUGUAGAAAGGUGUUCAGUGGUGAUCAGAAAGAAUACUAUCGGCUGAGUGCAAAUGUCCUCUCCUACACAUUUCAGGUGAAAGUAGAUAAUGAUUUCAGUCAUGAAUUUUACAAUAGUAGUUGGUCUUAUAUCAAACACAAGGAGACUCAUUUUACAUCAAAUAGUGGAUACCGGCAUGACUCAAGUAAAAAUGAAAACCAAAAUAAAAAGAGUUAUCAACUGAUGGUUAUCCAGAACAGUGUUGAAGUAGCUCAGUUCAUUAACAACCAGCCAGAAUUUUUAAAUCUUGCUGAACUCUUUUGGAAAGAUCUCUUACACCUCCCUUCUCUAUAUGACUAUAGUUCAUAUCGAAGAAUAAUUGAAUUGUAUGGGACUCAUUAUCUACAGUCUGGGUCCCUAGGAGGAGAGUACAAAGUUCUCUUUUAUAUAGACACGGAAAAAAUGAAGCAACAUGAUUUUAGCUUUCUUGCCAUGCAGGAAUGUACCUCACAAAACUUGAAUCUUUUUAUUGUUAAAGUAUCUAAGCAGAAAUGCAAGGAACUUAUUGAGUUAUUAAAGUUGGCUUCAGGAACAAAAGACAACUUGCUCCGUGGUAAUGCAGUUGUCAAGGGAGGAAGCCCAGCUUUGGUAGCUGGUCUUAGUUAUAUAAAUGUAGACGAUCCUGCUGGAAAUAGAGCCCGGUAUGCUUCAUGGGCUGCAACUGUGGGGCAGUAUCCCCAAAUAAUAAAACAAAAGCUCAAACCUCUAUAUGAGCUCGUGAAGGAGGUUCCCUGUGCAUCUGUCAAAAGGCUAUAUCUGAAAAGAGCCAUUGAGGAGUAUCUGGCAGAAUUUGACCCUUGCCAUUGCAGGCCUUGUAAAAAUGGUGGCCUGGCAGUAGUUGUGGGAACCCAGUGCCAGUGCCACUGCAAACCUUACACGUUUGGUGCUGCAUGUGAGCAUGGAUUCCUUGUGGAAGGUCAGGAAGGAAUUGUUGAUGGAAGAUGGAGUUGCUGGUCUCCUUGGAGUACUUGUAUGGUAGGGAUGAAAGUAAGGAGACGAAGCUGUGAUAAUCCAUAUCCUAGUGGAGGUGGCAAAUCCUGUGUUGGAGAAGCAUUUGAAACACAACCUUGCCAAAAUGAAGAGUUGGAACAUUUUCGCUUGAUAGAACCACAUUGCUUUGAUAUGUCUGGAGUCCCCACAAAUUCCUGCCCAUCACCACCUUCCUUGGAAAAUGGAUUUGUUCAAGAUACAGGUCCAUCAUUUCCAGUUGGAAGAAGUGUGGUUUAUACAUGCCAAGAGGGAUAUGCUCUUGUUGGGGACCCGGUUGCCAAAUGUGGAGAAGAUUUAACUUGGCUUGUUGGGGAAAAACAUUGCCAGAAAAUAGGUUGUGUCUUGCCUGCUUUGGAAAAAGGUCUCCAAAGUGAUCCCAAGAAACCUUUCUAUGAGGUUGGAGAGAAGGUGACCUUGGCCUGCUCAGGGAGCAUGAUAUUGGAAGGUCCAUCUCUAUUCUCUUGUGGCUCCAGUCUGAAGUGGUGGCCUGAUAUGAAUUCCCAUUGCAGAUUAAAGGAGGGCACUGAGAAACCAGUAUUGACAACCCAGCCAUGCCAACCCUGGGAGAAGCUGCAGGAGUCUAGAUGCGUUUGUAAAAUGCCUUAUGAAUGUGGACCUUCUUUGGAUAUUUGUGCCCAAGAUGGGAGAACAAAAAGGGUUGUAGCUUUGACAGUUUGCAAGCUCCAUGUACUUGAGUGUAUGGGGAGGAAUUAUGCUCUUACUGAUAGCGGGAGCUGCACUCUACCUGCUCUAGCUGACAGAACAUGUGGUACAUGUUCUAUGUGGGAAAAAUGCAAUGCCCAGAUAAAUAAAUGUGUAUGCCGAGAAUCAGCAGCAAAUUGUGUUGAAGGAGGACUCAACAUUUGUGUGGAAGUGGAUGGGCAUGAGCAGACCAUGACUGAAUGUGAGGCUGGUGUCCUCAGAUGCCAAGGCCUGAGCAUUUCAGUUAUAAGCAUAAAGCCAUGUGGUGCAAAGAGCAAAUAGGUGCCAUUGACUUGCUCAUAUUUAGCCUAAGACCUCUCCAAAUCUUUUCUGUAUCUGUUUGAUUUGGAUAACCUUUCAGACGUAGAGCUAUAUUCCUGCCUCUCUUGCCCAUUCUUUCUCCUGCUAUGUCCUCCAUCAUCCCAGCCAUAGACAUAUCACAAAUAUUUCAUUUUCCAAAAUAGGCUUCAAGGACUCUUUAUUUUCACUUCACAACAGACCAUGACAAUUAAUCAAUCAAAUAAGCAUUUGUUAAGCAGUUGUUACAUACCAGUUAUUAUGCUAAGUUCUGGGACAUCAAAACAGGCAAAACCAGUCCCUGAUCUCAAGGAGCUUACAUCCUAAUGAAGAGACAAAUUUAUGUAAACAGAUACAUUCAAAAUAUAUACAGAGUAGAAGGAAAUUAAUCUUAUAGGGGAAAUAAUCAUUCUAUUCCCUGCCCCCAAGGAGUUUAUAUUCUACUGGGGACAAACUGUUUACAUACCACUGAUACAACACAUUAUGCAAAUUGGUCAGGAAAACACAACCCAAAAGUGCUUGAUUUAGAUGGAUGGAGGUUGAUGAAGCCCCUUGAAUGCCAAAACCCCCCCCCCAAAGUAUUAAUUAUUCCUCUUCAAUGCAGUAAACUUGCUUCCAAUUUAUCUUAUUUAAUCAAACAUAGACUAUCUUCAUGUCAGGGAGCCUAAAAUGUUGAAAGGUCAGAGUAUUAUGUAUUUUAUCAUAAUGAAAGAUGGUACCUUUCAGUUUUUUAAAUGACUGCAAACACAUUUGAAUCAAUGUCAAUCCUUCAAACAAGUAUUUUAUUAAUCAAUUCCUAUGUGCCAGUCUUUUUUUCAAACAUUGAAGAUACAAAGACAAAGCAAGAUAGUGCCUGUCCUCAAGGAGUUUACAUAAAGAAGGAGACGAAAUUUACAUAUGCAGAUGCAUUCAAAGCACUUAUAAGGCAGGUGCAAGGUAACCUUGAAGUUUUUCAGUCGUGUCCUACUCUUUGUGAUCCCUUUUGAGGUUU